Messenger RNA from Alligator sinensis (Chinese alligator), 1873 nucleotides. RefSeq lists its product as uncharacterized. Lineage: Eukaryota; Metazoa; Chordata; Crocodylia; Alligatoridae. The transcript is spliced from 4 exons. The record is from RefSeq and is a predicted model, not a curated record. The coding region runs from base 744 to 1475 and encodes 243 amino acids.
GGUACGUAAGAACAAAUUUUAAGCUGUGUCUAUGUCCAGAUUGCCAAAUCUUUCUGAAUCCCUCUGAGAUGAUCCAGAGGAUUCCGAUUCGAUUCGGAGACAUUAAAGGGUCCUGUGAUUCAAUUCAGACUCAGAGAUUCAGCCACUCAAUUGGGCCGAAUCUCCGCUGAAUCGAAUCGGGAACUGAAGCUUCGCAGAGCCCUAUUAAGUAGUCUGUCUGCUUCACCAGUUGCCAGACAACUGAUGUUCUCAGUAUGUUGAAAGCAAAGAAGAAAUUCCCAGCGAUGACACAGAAGUGGUUUCAGGUAGUAACACCCAAACUUUGCUGUCCUUUUUUUCCCAAGAUGCCUAAAACACUGCAGCCGUAUAGUCUUUAGCAGGCCCUGUCCUAGGCAGAGGGAGGACAGCGGGAAGCCUGGCCCGGAGACCACGCUGCCCACGAAGGUGCCCACCUUUCACCUUGGCCUCAGCCCUGCUGGGCAGGCUCCGGCAGCCGCCCCUUGGCACUUUUACAUGUGCUCCGGGGGUGGGGGUGACGCGUGUGUGUCAGCAUCCCCGUGCAUAAAAAUGGUGAUGGCAGCACUUGAACUAAAUCUCAUUCAACGAACUUUAGUUCAAGAGCUCCCGCCACCAUUUUGAAGCAUCGGGACACAGAUUCAUGGCUAAAUUGAGUAGCUAUUUUUGACCUUGCAUGAGAGACUUUAUGAAUGCACCAUGGAAACAUUUAAUGUGUCUUUUUAUUAAUGCUUUUGGAUACAGUCAUGUUUAUAAUCAUUUAUGGGGAGCCUCUAAAUGUAUGCUUGUCCAGGGCCCCGAUAAAUCUUAAUCCACCUCUGCCUUGCUUUCUCUUCCCGGUUUUGAGCACAGAAAGAGAAAUCAUCCUGGGAACCCUGCCCGCCGUGGCAGGUCUCGCUGCAAUAAUCGUUUACUGCUGUAUGAAGAGGAGGAAAGGUUGGGCGGUCCCCUACUCUGUCUCUGAGGUGCAGAUACCAGAACAGUGCCUGCUGGGCCAGGAGGUGACCCUGUGCUGCUCCAUGGAGGGGACAUUCCCCAAACAUGUGGCUGUGACAUGGGAAAGGAUCCGCAGCAAGUACAGGACGGUGCCUGAGAGCGCUGGGGACCAAGAGAUCCCCGAGCACCAGCCGAUAUUACCCGCCCUCCCCCAGAGCUGGAGAGAGACAGAGGAGAGAGCUGGGACCUGCCUCCCGUCCUCCCUGACCUUCACCCCCACGCUGCAGGACGAUGGGGCGGGGGUCCAGUGCACCUUCCUCCAUGGUGUAAAAAGGAUCAGAGAGGAGCGGGUGUCCCCAGAGAUCCGGGUGUGGGGUGAGUGCCCAGAGACCCUGCUACCACCUCCACGUGUGGUCAGAGCCUGCUGCUGUCAGGGGGGAUGGAGAUGCAGAUGGACCAGCUUUUCGGCCCGGCCGCAGGUGUCUGAGAUCCAGGUGUUGCCGGAGUGGGACCCCCGCGACUAGGUCAUGUUGAGGCUGACAGAGCCCGAAGGAGGUGAGGAGGUGGCUGAGAACAGAGACAGCAUUGUCAGCGUGAAGAAAUCCUUCUCAUUCUCUGUUCCUGGGUCUGAGAUCUCCCACCCUCCUUAAUGUUUCCAACCAGGGAACCUGGGGAACCGGUUUGGUGAUGCUGGUCACUCCACCAGGGGUGAUGACCACUUUUAAAAGGAUUGGUUGCCAUCAGCAGGGUUCAAAUAAUACCUGGUUCUGGGUGGAUCCAGAUGUUGAGACCAAAACAUUACUUAAGGUUAGCAGGUGCCUGAGGCUGUUGUCUGUAUGAAUUAGUCAGUAUGCUUGAAGAUUAGCUAUAAAGGUAGAGAUAAGUAAAUAUGAUGCAUAUCAAACGGGCCACUGAACUCUAA